AUGGGCUUCCUCCGCAGCGCCCUCAAAGUCGGCACGAUCGGCAGCGUCGCCUCCGCCGGCUUGUUCUACGCCGCGACGCGCCACAACACCUUCGUGCCCAUGACCCCCGCCGACCCGAUCUUCCAGCACCCGCUGUACAAGAAGUUCAACCCGUCCGACAACCCGGCCUCGUACGAUGUGUGCGUGCGUCGCGUGCCCCUGAAGGACAUCAACCCGACGCUGCUGGAGAAGAAGGGCAAAUUGACCGAGGCGUUUUGCGGGGGGGUGUGGGGUGGAUUCGGAUACGCCUACCAACGCCGCUACCUCUCCAAAAAAUACCAAGGGCCCGAAACCUCGACGCACCUGUGGACGCGCGCGGAGCUGAAGACGAACAACUACGACGUGGGCACGCUGAUCACGGACCACUUCGAGGUGGUGGAGAAGACGGACGAGCGGAUCAUCGUGCGCUGCGGCGACUCGCCGCGGAAGCAGGCGGUGCGGGAGUCGGACGGGCUGUUUGAGAUGUCGGCGGUCGUGAAGCCGGACGAGCGCCAGUAUACGAAGUUGUUGUUGGAGACGGCGUUGGGGAAUGUUUAUCGGUAG
Messenger RNA from Aspergillus heteromorphus CBS 117.55, 582 nucleotides. RefSeq lists its product as uncharacterized. The transcript has 3 exons. Bases 1 to 582 code for a protein of 193 amino acids. Lineage: Eukaryota; Fungi; Ascomycota; Eurotiomycetes; Eurotiales; Aspergillaceae. The record is from RefSeq and is a predicted model, not a curated record.